This is a messenger RNA of Sitodiplosis mosellana (orange wheat blossom midge), 806 nucleotides long. Its product is annotated as glutathione S-transferase 1-like. The record is from RefSeq and is a predicted model, not a curated record. Gene Ontology annotation, biological process: glutathione metabolic process. The coding region runs from base 114 to 806 and encodes 230 amino acids. Gene Ontology annotation, molecular function: glutathione transferase activity. The transcript is spliced from 4 exons. Lineage: Eukaryota; Metazoa; Arthropoda; Insecta; Diptera; Cecidomyiidae.
ACAAAUUCAGUGGAGCACAAGAUUAACAUAGGGAAUAAUUCUUAAGCCAAUUCACACGAGCGCUAGCGUCAGUUUGACUGGAGCUUUGGUUCUAUUAAAACGUCUUAUUUCUAAUGUUUACCGUCACGAGAAUGAGUUAUAAACUGGUUCUGUACAGCUUAGAUAUUAGCCCGCCGGUGCGUGCAGUGAAAGUGCUUGCGAGACUGAUUGGUCUAGAGCUUGAAAUCCGUGAUCUUGAUAUGUUCGGCGGUGAACACUUGAAAGAACCUUUCUCAAAGAUUAAUCCGGAGAGAAUAGUUCCAACGUUGGACGAUAAAGGAUUCAUCGUUUGGGACAGUCAUGCGAUUUGCAUGUAUUUAGCCGAUAAAUAUGCGAAAGACGACAAACUGUAUCCCAAAGAUUUGCAAUUGCGAGCUCGAUGUAAUCAACGGUUGUUCUUUGAUGCGGCUAGUUUGUUUGUACGAUUGCGCGAUUGUUCGCUUCAUAUUUAUCAAGGAGGCAAGGAAAUACCACAAGAUAAAAUCGACCCAAUUUACGCUGCUUUUGAUAUAUUGGAAGCAUUUUUGUCAUCUGAUCCAUUUUUAGUGGGCCAAAAUCUAACGAUCGCUGAUAUUUCUGUAGCUGUGACUAUACUUCCGCUCGAAAUCUACGCACCACUGAAAGCCGAUAAACAUCCCAAAAUUUUAGCUUGGUUGAACCGCGUUAGACAGACCAUACCAUUCUUCGAUGAAAUGAAUGUUAGUCUUACAAAGGAAUACCGUGACAUGUUGAUGGGCAUUUUGGAGAAGAAUAAACAAAUUGCUUAA